Photinus pyralis (common eastern firefly) is the source of this 2680-nucleotide messenger RNA. RefSeq lists its product as uncharacterized. The record is from RefSeq and is a predicted model, not a curated record. Gene Ontology annotation, molecular function: heme binding; heme transmembrane transporter activity. Gene Ontology annotation, biological process: transmembrane transport; heme export. Lineage: Eukaryota; Metazoa; Arthropoda; Insecta; Coleoptera; Lampyridae. Gene Ontology annotation, cellular component: membrane. The coding region runs from base 112 to 1470 and encodes 452 amino acids. The transcript is spliced from 8 exons.
AAUAAAGACAUUCCACAUCUGAGAUAAGUCGAAUAUGGAACUGGUUUAAAACCUAAAUGACAACUAAUCAGGCGUUUCACAGAAUAAGUUUAAAGAAUCCGUUUAGUUAAAAUGAUGCAUUAUCAGCAAGUAUCUACUGUUCAAACUGAUCUGCCCCUAAAUGGAGACGCCGAUGCCCAUUUUGAAUUAGAAGAGGAAAAGUGCAAGGUCUAUAAAAAACGAUGGUUUAUGUUGUUUAUGUUCUUCGCUGUAUCUGUGAGCUGUAUAAUGAACAUUAUGCAAUACGCCAUUAUUGCAGAUGUUAUUGUUAAGUACUACGGAGUUACAUACAUGGCAGUAAAUUGGAGCUCGACGAUUUAUUUAUUAAUGUACUUAGUGCUUGGUUUUCCUUCAACUUUCAUACUAGAAAGAUGGGGUCUACGUGUCACCACUCUAAUGGGGAUGGGCUUUACCACAUUGGGGACCUGGAUAAAAGUAGGCGCAGUCUCCCCAGAUCGAUACUGGGUGCUAAUGCUAGGUCAGGUGAUUAUAUCAAUUUCAAAGGUUGUAGUAAUGCCAGUGCCGCCAAAACUGGCAGCCGUUUGGUUUCCGGCCAAGGAAGUAUCCUCAGCUUGCAGUAUUUCCGUAAUAGGCAUACAAAUGGGACUGGCCGUGGGGUUCCUGGUACCUCCCUUUUUUUUUCAAAGCGGAGCACAGGGCGAGGAUGACAUUGCCGGCUCACUGUACCGUAUGAAUAUAUCAUUGGCAGUUGUGGAUACAGCGAUUCUUGUUGUACUACUAAUAUUUUUUAAGGGAGCGCCCCCAUCACCCCCAUCAAUCGCUCAAUCAAAGAUCGAAAAGGAUAAGGGUUUCUUGGAAAUGGCAAAGAUAAUUGUGUCCAACCGAACAAAUAUAUUUCUAAUAAUCUCCUUUGGUAUUGUCAUCGGGCUUCUGCUUACCAUCAGCACGUUGCUAAACCAAAUAAUUCUGAAGCACUAUCAUGAUGGUCGUGAGGACGCCGGUUUCAUCGGGCUGGUCAUGGUGCUCUCAGGCAUGGUUGGGACGUUAUCUUGUGGCGUUAUUUUAGACAGAUAUGGAAAAUUUCAGCAAGCCGCUCUACUUCUGUCAAUUUUGGGUGCAUGCUCAAUGCUAUGCUACACCUUCGCGAUUCAUAAAGGAAUACUAUUAGCAUACUUCAUCACGGCCAUUUUCGGAUUCUCGACGUUGGGAAUGCAGGUAACGGGAUUGGAAUUAGGAGCGGAACUUACUUAUCCAAUUCCACAAGGGAUAACUGCCGGAAUACUCAUGAUGUCGACUCAAGCGUUUGGAAUAGCGCUGACGUAUUUAUAUUCCCAAAUUUUCAAAGCUUACGGUGACUUUUUCGCCAACCUGACAAUGUUUUUCAUUUAUGUAGUUGAAUUCAUCCUUAUGUGUACAUUAAAAUAUAACUUACGGAGGCGCGCAAUCGAAAAAACCCGCUCUCUGCGAUGAUCUUUCCGCACAGAUUUUCCGACACAAUUACGAUUCGUAAUAAAAUCCAUAGGCCUAAUCAAUAUUCAUUGUUUGAUUGUUUUAUAAAAAAGAUAAGGAAUGUCAAGGCCUUUGUUCGUGAACUUCGUACAUAUAUAAAUUUUAGAAAUAUUUCCGUAGUCAAGGUAUUCAGUAUGAUGGCAUAUUAUUAAUUUUUUAAUUCUACAAUAAUUUAGCUUAAAGUACAAUUUUUAUUAUUAUCGACUAUUGUUACAUAAACUAAUGAUGUUAGUCGUGAUGAUUUUUUUGAAGCAAAAGAAGAUCCAAAGCAUUGUUUAGGCGAACUUGUUAUUCCUCACUAUAUUUAUAUUCUAUAGUCAUAGAACGGUAGGAAAUUGUCUGUUAGUCAUGAUGCUAGUGAUAAGAUUCUGUAAAUAACCGUUCUACUGUGAAAAUAGUAAUAGUAAUGCAUAAAUGUUUUUACCAUUGAAUGGUAAUAGUAACAAACACGUUUAAUAAUAAAUAAUUAUGUGGAAUUAAUAGAUGUCGCGAAUUUGGUUCACGUGUGGAAAUGGACGAGCUUAAUGAAUCAUGAGGGACCUUCAACAAGUGCAAAUUACAGGUGUUACUAAUAUUAAGUAGUGAAAUUAAAUUUUAAUGUAAAUUUAGGUAGUAGUUUACAUAUUUUAUUGUUUAUCGAAUUAUGUCACUUGUCUUUGGGAAGGAUGCGUGAUCGACUGGGAACUCACUGGUGCCAAUGGAUUUUUCCCAAAUUGGAUAUAUGACUUUUAGUACAAUAAAAUGUCCAAAAUAGUUUAUUUAACUAUGACCUAAAGCACUGCUUUUGGGGGAUCUUGGGCAUUUACGGUUGUACACUAUGAAAUGUAGUCACAAUGCACUAAUACAGCAAAAAAUAAAUAAUUUAUUGAUUUGUAUAGGUUCGUGUAUGACGACCAAUGUCAGCUCCAGAAAGUAGCAUAAUUCCACGAAUUUUCUAUACUGCCAUCCAUAAGUAGAAAACACAACGAGAAACAAUUCUUUUUCUCUUCCAUAUUUAUUCACGCAACCAAAACAUCAGUGAUUGUUACUAGUUUCACACUUGGUAACCAUAGUUUCACCUGCCUAGAUAAAAGUAAUGUUAUCCUUGCUGAAUUAAUUGGAUGGAUCAACUGAAUGAGGACCUUUAUGCCAAUCAAGAAAGUUGGCUAAGCUAAAAAUAGAAAUAAAACCA